AUGAAGGGUCCCGCAACACAAAAGCGAGCCAUUAGUGCUCGCGAGAUCCUGCGGAUCACCACAAAUUCAUUACCCGAUGUAGAAAGCUUCCUUGAAGAUGACCGGACAGCUUUAAUCGCUGGGAUCUGCUUGGCCGAAGAUCAACGAGACCCGCGAACAGUUUGCCUGUGGAUUAGUCCAGCUCGACAACGACGUCCGACUCCUGACAUGAUCUUUACUCGCCUGCUCGCCAUCCGGUUCCUUGCAUUAGAAUACGAGGAUUGGCUAAGACAACGGGACAAGUUGGAGAGCGAAUUUGAUAGCAGGCGUCCGGACAACCACGGCCAGUGCAAAAUUUUCAUAAGGGAGAGCCGUCUACUGGACACAUCACAGACUCGAGGUUGGCUUGAGUAUGGGCAGAAGCUGCUCAGGUUAGAGCGGAGGACAGGGAAUGUAGGGAUUACCCUGGCAAUGAUGUUUGCCUUCCCGAGGUUCCCCCAUUUCUACGACGGUGAAAUUGAGCACGCCAUCCACCUGCUCAACCAAGUCCAGUACCAGGAUGUCAUGAAAUUCGCAAGGAAAAUCUCGGAAGAGUUUGUAAAAUACACCAUUUUCUACCGCAAACGCAUGGGUUUGUCUGAUCAAGUCCUAUUGAAGGGCCCGAUGACUGACUUCAUUCAGAUAUUUUGUUUGAAAGCCUAA
Molecule: messenger RNA, 681 nt
Organism: Aspergillus melleus
Lineage: Eukaryota; Fungi; Ascomycota; Eurotiomycetes; Eurotiales; Aspergillaceae
Exons: 1
Coding region: 1-681 (226 amino acids)
Source: RefSeq, a predicted model, not a curated record